GUUCAGCUCCGGUUCAGUCCCAGCCAGUCCUGUGUGCGCAGUCAAGCGUCAGCUCCGCUUCUGCACCAGGGAUUUCCUCAGAAACACGCACUUCUGUGGGACAAGUGUCACAUCUUUACCGUUGUUGCUGCUCUGUACCUGACCCACAAGCAAAGUUGAAAAGAAGAAGUUGUUGUUUCUUCAAAAACCUUUUGGAAAAGCCUUUAGCCUCUGAUCAGAGACACAUUUGGUGAGUCAGAUCCAAGACGCACAGAUUUCAACCACUCCUCCUCCUCCUCCUCUCACUGGACUGGCUGCAGCAAGUCAGUAAGGUUUCACAAAUGUCUACCUCGAGAUUAAAAGACCUUUCUCCAACACUACAACGGUGAACAGGUUACAAAAUGACCUCCAGCAUUGACCAGGAUGACAGCAUUUUUGGGUUAAUGGAAGAAGAUGAGAAGGACAAAGCUAAACGUGUGUCAAGGAAUAAGUCGGAGAAGAAACGGCGAGACCAGUUCAAUGUCCUCAUCAAGGAGCUGGGCACCAUGCUGCCGGGGAACACCCGAAAGAUGGACAAGUCCACCAUUUUACAGAAGAGCAUCGACUUUCUGCAUAAACACAAAGAAAUUGCAGCACAGUCAGAGUCCACAGAGAUCAGACAGGACUGGAAGCCUCUGUUUCUUAGUAAUGAAGAGUUCACCCAGCUGAUGUUGGAGGCAUUAGAUGGCUUUUUCCUGGCGAUCAUGACUGAUGGGAAUAUUAUCUAUGUCUCUGAAAGUGUGACGUCUCUACUGGAGCACUUACCUUCUGAUCUUGUGGAUCAGAACUUGUUGAACUUCCUGCCCGCUGGCGAGCAUUCAGAAGUGUACAAGGCUCUGUCCUCUCACAUCAUGGAGGGAGAGACACUGACGCCUGAGUACAUGAAAUCAAAAAAUCAGUUAGAGUUUUGUUGCCACAUGCUCAGAGGGACAAUCGACCCCAAAGAGCCCCCUGUGUAUGAAUAUGUCAAGUUUAUUGGAAACUUUAAAUCCCUUAAUAAUGUGCCUAACUGUAACCGCAACAGUUUUGAUGGAGUGAUUCAGAGAUCUCUUCACUCUGCCUUUGAAGACAGGGUCUGUUUUGUUGCCACCGUGAGGCUGGCCAAACCACAGUUCAUCAAGGAAAUGUGCACUGUAGAAGAACCCAAUGAGGAGUUUACCUCCAGACACAGUUUGGAGUGGAAAUUUCUGUUUCUGGACCAUAGAGCUCCACCCAUCAUUGGGUAUCUGCCUUUUGAGGUGCUUGGAACGUCAGGGUACGACUACUAUCAUGUAGACGACCUAGAGACACUGGCUAAAUGCCACGAACACUUGAUGCAGUAUGGGAAGGGAAAGUCCUGUUACUACAGGUUUCUGACCAAAGGGCAGCAGUGGAUCUGGCUCCAAACGCACUAUUAUAUCACAUACCAUCAAUGGAACUCCAGACCAGAGUUUAUCGUCUGCACACACACAGUUGUGAGUUACGCUGAAGUCCGAGCAGAACAGCGCCGGGAGCUGGGAAUAGAAGAAUCUCCACCUGAGAUCACUGCGGACAAAUCCCAGGACUCUGGCUCUGAGUCUCAAAUCAACACAUCGAGUCUCAAAGAGGUCCUGGAGCGGUUUGACCACAGCAGGACGCCCUCCGCCUCGUCCCGCAGCUCCAGGAAGUCCUCGCACACAGCUCUCUCGGACCCCACCUCCUCUCAGAUGAAGGCGCAGGGCGAACGCGGUACACCGGGUCGCCAGUCCGUCUCUGCCGUGGAGAUGACAUCACAGCGCAGAUCGUCUAUCAGCAGCCAGCAGUCCAUGAGUUCACAGAACACAGGGCAGAACAUGACCACGAGCAUGGUCUCACAGCAACCAGCACAGCCUCAACUACAGCAGGUGCAGACCAGUGUACAGUCAAUGGUGCAGUUCUCAAACCAAUUGGAGGCCAUGCAUCACCUGAAGGAGCAGCUGGAGCAGAGGACGCGGAUGAUCGAGGCAAACAUCCAGAGACAACAGGAUGAGCUGAGACAAAUCCAAGACGAGCUACAGAGGGUCCAGGGACAGAGUCUGCAGAUGUUCUUACAGAAGGGAAGUGGUGGCCUCAGCUCGGUCCCGAUGUCCCAGAAUGCUGUGCAGCAAGGAGGGGCUCUGAACAUGCAGGCUCCCAUGUCCUCUGGGACCCUCCAGAACAAUAUACAGCAGCAACAACAGCAGCAGCAACAGCAACAGCAGCAGCAACAGCAGCAGCAGCUCUCAGUCCAACCCCAAACACAGCAACAAGCUUUAACACAGGUGUCACCAAACUUCAUGUACCUACAAGUGCCGAACUCUCUCUCUGCUCCUCUCUACAACACAAUGAUGAUUCCUCAGCAGAGUCCCGCUAAUGUAGUCCAGAUCUCCUCCAGUCUGGGCCAGAACACGGGACCAACCGCAUCAGCUGUAACUACUUUUGCACAAGACCGAGCUGCUCAGAUAAGGUUUCCAGCGGCCCCACAGCUGCUGACGAAGCUGGUGGCGGGGCAGAUGGCAUGUGGAGCAGUGAUGGUGCCCACUACCAUGUUCAUGGGACAGGUGGUGACAGCCUUCUCCCCUCAGCAGGGACAAACCCAAACCAUCAGCAUCUCCCAGCAGCAGCCCGAGCAGGUUCAACAGUCACAAGUCCAGCCCAUUCAGCCGGGACAGGGAGCUCUGGGGCAGCAGCAAGCACAGUUCCUCCAGGCUCCACGGCUUCUUCAUGGAAACCAGUCCACUCAAUUGAUCCUUCAGGCUUUCCCUCUGCAGCAGCAAAGCACUUUCAGUAACCAGGCCCAGCAGCAGCACCAACAGAAACAGAUACAGACUCAAAAACAACAGGGCCCUCACCGAACAGACACCCUCUCGGACCGGGCUACUGUGCAGCCUCAGUAGCACCCAUGGGAACCUGUCUGAUGCUGGAAGAAAUGCUGAGGGCGUCCUCCUGGUUUGUCUUGGUUUCACUGUUUGCAUUUAUGUCUGAUUGGAGAUACUCUGUGUCUCCUCUCUCCAUGUGUUCAGGCACAAGGAGGGAAUAUAUCCAGACUCAUUGGAGUAGAGCUCGUAUCAAAGACAGUGCAUCAUUUUCGUUUUUUACCAUUGUUGUUUUUCAUGAGAAUAUAAUGGGACAAUACAUAUUUUUAAGAAUGUGGUGUAGAUGUAUUGUACAGAACUUGACAUGUAUUAUAUAUCCUGUAAAUAUGUUGAAAAGAAACUAAUAUUUUAUAUGAUGCAUGUAAUGAGAUCUGUAAUUCUUUAUCUUGAUCUUUUAUUUUCUAAUGUUCUGUAAAAUGUUCCUUAAGCUCUUUUGGGUCAUUCAGAGUUCCUUUCUCCACAGGGUGAGGUUGUUUGUGUCUGUGUAGCAGGCAGCGCUGGUUGUUUAUUCCUUGGCCCAUUUUGACACUUAAACAUAGUCUAUUUUUGAAUAUUAUUAUGCACUUAAAUUUGCACAUUUAAAAGUGCUAGAGACUAGAGCUGAACUGGUAACCAACUGCUGAAGCUUACAAUAAGAUACUCUAUUACAUCAAAGAACAUUUUACAUAAAAACUGCUAUACAUUCAGUUUAAUUCACUCACUAAAUAAUUCUCGUUCUCUCCCUCAAUGUAUUUGUUUUACCAGUAACAAAAAAGUUUACGUUUACAAAUUCCUAGUAAGCUAAGAUACUAUAAGCUAAUUUUUUAUUCAGAAUGCCUUAUGGAGAACACAUAAAAAUGGGGAGUGAGAGGAGCUGUUUGUUUUAGUUUUUAAACAUUGGAUUUUGUUUCUGUAUUGUGUUGUCCACUAAACUCUGAAUGUCUCAUACUGAUCCUCUGCUCCUGACCCCUGAUGCUGUUUGGAUGUUUGGUUCAUUACAUUUAUGCUCUGGUGAAGGCCCGUGGACAUAAUAAGGGUUUAUUCACUCUAAACCCCAUAGACUCUGGUUACACGUGAAGCAUAGAUGUCAGAGCAGGUGGUGUCAAUGCAAGUGUGCUGCACCUGCCCGACUGUCACUUAAAUUAUCAUGUUUGUUCUGCUAAUAUGUCUGGAAUGCCAUUAGGAAUCUUAUGGCUUUUUGCUCUGUUCACUGUCUACAAUUAUCCCUGUGUGACUGAAUAAUAACAACUUUUUGAAGCUGUAGUGAAAAGAUAAUUUUAUCAAUUCAUUUGUAAUUGAAACAUUGCCAAUUUUCUUAUUUGAUGGAAAUUAGUCCAGGAUAUAAGCCAACAAUGCGAACAAAAUUGGUGGCAAUUUUCAUCCACAAGUUCUACCAUUCAGAAAAAGCACCACGAUGUUUGUUGUGUGCCAGAGGUGGGUACUAGUCUAGGGAGUUUUCAGUUUAUUCCUACUUGAGGAAUAUUGAGGAAUAUUUUACAAUACCUAAUGGUUUCGGUUACUCUAGCACCACUCCUUCAGAUGCAGUUUAUGUAUUUCUUAGUUUUCAUUCUACAGUAUCCUUUGAAAAUACCAAAUAUUUUGUAAUGUUUGGUCAUCAGAGUAACAUUUAUUUCAAAUUAUAAAUCAGAUGUUACCUCCUGAGAGGUACAAUUUCUCUAAGUUAAAUAGUCGUUUCUCUCAGUAUCUUUUUUACUCAUACUUGUAUUGAGUUCUAUCAUUUCAAAUUACUGAUAGUCUUGAACACAAUUUAUGACUAGUCAACCCACCUCUGGCUGAGGCGCGGUCUUAGUGAGAAUAUUAUAUUUUUAUGUCUCAAAUAAUAGUUCAGCUUCAUAAGCAGUAGUCAAAGUGUUUUCCUUGCAUUAUGUACUUAGUCAACAAAUCAAAAAUAAAAAGCACAACAACUAAAUUAAAUUAUGAAAAUUUAAAAACAAAUAAACCAAAACAAAUAACUUGAGUUAGCACCACCUGCUGUUCAGUGUAGAUAAGAAGCCGAGGCUCAUAAAAAGUCACUUUUUGAAUACA
Messenger RNA from Periophthalmus magnuspinnatus, 4895 nucleotides. It is a transcript of the gene clocka, whose product is annotated as clock circadian regulator a. Bases 381 to 2891 code for a protein of 836 amino acids. Lineage: Eukaryota; Metazoa; Chordata; Actinopteri; Gobiiformes; Gobiidae. Gene Ontology annotation, cellular component: nucleus; CLOCK-BMAL transcription complex; cytoplasm. The record is from RefSeq and is a predicted model, not a curated record. The transcript has 22 exons. Gene Ontology annotation, molecular function: E-box binding; DNA-binding transcription factor activity, RNA polymerase II-specific; protein dimerization activity. Gene Ontology annotation, biological process: regulation of transcription by RNA polymerase II; circadian regulation of gene expression.